AUGCCACCACCGCCACCUCACUAUGCAGAUUUGGGAAACGAUAUAAGCAGCAGUGGUUAUGGUAGUAUGAUGACCGGAACCGGAUCAAACAAUCAUCUUUUCUCUGUUAAUAUGGGCACUGACCUCGAAUUUUCGCCUCAAGUGAAUGCUUCUGAUUUAUCAUCGCCAUCAUGCAGCGAGUAG
Messenger RNA from Acanthocheilonema viteae, 183 nucleotides. The record is from the annotation of a GenBank genome assembly. Lineage: Eukaryota; Metazoa; Nematoda; Chromadorea; Rhabditida; Onchocercidae.